Molecule: messenger RNA, 633 nt
Organism: Desarmillaria tabescens
Lineage: Eukaryota; Fungi; Basidiomycota; Agaricomycetes; Agaricales; Physalacriaceae
Exons: 1
Coding region: 96-425 (109 amino acids)
Source: RefSeq, a predicted model, not a curated record
CAGUCUAGGGGGCUCUGGAACAUGCAUCACAUCGAACUUGAAGUAGAAACGCGCCCGUUUGAAAGGCAUACAGCGGCUGAAAGAAUACUUGGUAUAUGGGUGAUAGCUGGGUGCUUGUCGGUCACCAGGGCCCGCUAGCAUUGACCCUUAUGAUGUCAAUGUGUCCCUUCUCCCUGAUUUUGACCGUUCCAUUCAAUCCGAUUCACAUCAGCUUAAUAUUGGAGCUACAUGAAUCCAGCGCGCGCUUCCUUUUGCUGCCGAGCAAGAUCAACCAGCGAAACAUGGUCGGGCUUGCAAAAUGGAAUUCAGGAACUUUACGCCACAGGUUUGCCGCCUGUAGGUGUCGCGGAAAUCGUCGAUGUUGUCGAGGAUACUUGGAUUCAUAUGUAACAUCGACUGGGCAGUAUAGUAAAUCCGGCGAGUAAGACUUGUUUGUUUGGACUACUAACGAAGCCCGCUUGAACAAAGAAUGGUUCUCUGGAACCUCAUAUUGUCUCGAAUUAUCAAAACGUAUCAUUUCGUCAUGGAAUUUCUAGACUUUUCUCCUUGUACAUGACCAUCUUCUCCGGCGCAUUUUCAUUUGUCACUAUACCCCAGUUGGGUUCGUACUUACCAGCUAUAUCAGCCUUCCGU